Molecule: messenger RNA, 8095 nt
Organism: Drosophila serrata
Lineage: Eukaryota; Metazoa; Arthropoda; Insecta; Diptera; Drosophilidae
Product: neurobeachin-like protein 1
Biological process (GO): intracellular protein localization
Cellular component (GO): cytosol; membrane
Molecular function (GO): protein kinase binding
Source: RefSeq, a predicted model, not a curated record
ACCUGUGCUUAGCAAUGUGAAAAAAUUUGCCAAAAAACUGUUUAAAACAUAGGCUCGGCAGGCGAAAAUUAAUCGCGCUAUAUUGCAACCGAUAUUGCUAUCCAAAUCCGGUGCGAAAGCAGUGCGCCCGGCGCCAAAUCUCACCAACGGCGGGAGAAGCGGACACUGUCGGCGCCCCUUUUUUUUUGUAAACAAAUACACUGCGAGUAAUUAACAAAUGCUUCCGCACAACUCACGCACCUGAAUUCCGGCCCAACAAUGGACAAUAAGAAGAAGGACAUAUACAACCUGUGGGUGCAGUACACGACAAAGAACGAUGAGACCUACUUCCGGGAGUUCGUGGCCCGCUUUGUGGACAUUUGGCGGGGACAGCUGCAGCUGGAUUUCCGUGCCGACACCUGCCCCAUGUGGCAUGAAGUCCUCCCGGACAGUGGUCCCCACCUGGGACGUCUGCCGGACGAACUGCUGCCCGCCAUUGGCAAGUUUAUUAUUGUGGCAAGAGAUGCCUGCGAUACGGCCGGCCAGCUGGAGGAGGAGGCAAUCGAACGUGUAGCGGUGCUGAUAGACUGCCUGGUGAUUGUAUGCCGGCACUUUGACAAUAUUCUGGCUGUCAUCAAGUAUGAAUACAAGCCGAAUCUGAUAGCAAUACUUUCCAGGGUUUUUAAGCAGCAAAUGGAGCUACCUCAAGCCGUGCCAGCAAUUAGUCAUCUGUUUGAGAGUUUCUCGGCCUUCCUCGAGGUCAUGUACGAUCCGUAUUUGACGUGGCGGAGUUUUGUGCGCGGCCAGGCGGCGGAUUAUAGCCGCCUCUCGUACAAGCCACACUCGGUUCAUGUGGAAAUCGUGCCCUUUAUUUAUGAUUGCUUCCAGGAGGAGAAGCUGAUCCGAUAUGCCGAAAUAGGAGAAAGCCUGCUCAACAUCCUGGGCUCUGUGAUUUGCGGCUCACAGCGUAAUGGCAUGAAGGCCAUUUGCCCCGCCACAGUGUCCAUCACGAUGAGCAUCCUGCGGCAGUGGGAGAGCGCCAAUAGCCUGCGUCGUGUAGCCCUUAACUGCUACGCUUUGAUGGUUAUUGUCCUGCAGAAAUCUAGUCCGGAAGAACGCCAAAUAGACCUAGUUACGUUAGUUCAACUCUAUUGUGAUGCUCUCCAAGAGCUGCUGGCCACCAAGCACUUUGAAAGCGGCGAUGCAAACUUUGACAUAGCUAGCGACGCUGACCAGGAUGUGGUCAUUGAUAUGGCAGCUCUCUCGUGCACCGUGGCAGCUGUGAAACUGUUUCUAACCGGCGAUGCUGAUGUUAGUAGUGAGGCCAUCUGUGAAUCCAAUCUAAUGGAGCUGCUCAUUGGGCUGCCGAAGGUCAUAAAACCUUGGCACAUCUCCCACUCGACUUCGCUGUGCAGCACCAUGGAGGCACUGGGUACAUUGACCAGUUAUUCCUCGCAAUCCGCUGCCCAGCUGCGUCAGGGUGAACGUAUCGAAAGGCUCUUUGGCAGUUUGCAGGAGUUUGGUUGUCCAUCGGUGACCUUACUGGAUGCCAGCUUCUCGCUGGGAUACGAUGACAAGAAACACCUCUUGCUGCUGCCCGAGGUGAUGCUGCAGUUGCUCAAUUGGGUUCCCACGCUGCAGGAGCGGGAACAGCUGCAUGUAACCAAUCUAGUGCUCAAGGGCUGCACUGACAACUAUGGAACAAAAUCUGUGGCAUGUGGCAGUCACAUUAUCAAGGCUGUGUGCGGCUGCCUCUUGAAAGCAGAAUCCCUCGCCGAGAACUGCGUUCAGAACCUAAUCAAGCUCAUUGAGGAACUGAGCAAAGUCAGCAUUGUGCCCGCGGAGCUGAAGGCCAUCUUUGCAUUGCUACGACAGGGAACAAAGUUUCCCCAAAACAAGCAACUUCAGCAGACUCUGGUGGUGAUUGCAUUGCAAAGUUUACGGGGAAGCAACUCCUGCGCUCAGUACUUUUCCAUUGAGCAGGAAACGGAUGGAAUUGUUGUGCCAGACAUACGGAAUUGGACCAUCUCCGGCUCGUAUGGCUUCAUCUUUCACAUUCUAGUGCGCUUCAACCAGCUGAAGGAUCCGACCAGCAACACUCGCCGCCGCAUGCUUCUAAACCUGCAGACAGUCAGUGGCAAUAGUGGCUUUGAAGUGUUCGUGCAGCCCAAUGGUAAUGUUGUCGUAGCGGCUCUAACUCGUCGGGAGUACCUCACAUCGUCGACAGCUACAAAGACGCUAAUGGAUGGCCAGUGGCACUACCUAACGGUGGCCAUAACGCCGCCUAAGCGACCCUUCUCCUACAGUCAAAUCAACAUAUUUGUGGACUUCGUGCAGAAACUAAGCGCCACCCUCAAAGUGCAGGCUGUGAACGAACCCUUCACGGUGUGCUCCAUUGGCGCUGUGGUGGCGCCACCUCAAGCAGGUGAAGUGGCAAAGGCAGGAAUCAUGCCAAGGUCUUCGUCUCAGGAGAGUGGCUCUAGUGGAUACAAGGGCAUGUUGCCAAGCCUGUUGGAGCGAACUCUCUCAGCUAAUGUGUCCAACUACUUCACUUUGCCAAUGAGAACUCAGACCGCUUUCGAUCCGAAUGUCAAGAACUUUCCUAUUGGCAUGCAGGACACGGUAUUCGGGGAGCAGACCUGCUUGCAUGGUCACGUGGGUGGAGUGCUGUUGGCUGACCCCACGACCAGUUUGAAAACUAUCUUCGAUGCUGGCGCCAACUUUACUUCCAUAUUCUCGCAGGACAAUGAUAUCCUGGAGCUAAACUCCCGUUUCGUUUUCUGCUACGCCCCAGGAGCAGUCUGGCAUGGCACCUGCCAGGAUCUGAUACCCGGUGGCAAGUUUCCGGGAAGGAUAACUGCCCAGCACUGCAAGAUUGUCAAGAUCCAGGAGACGAUCAACAGCAUUGGUGGCGUGAGUGCCAUACUGCCCAUCCUCCAUCGAUUGGUGAGCUCGGAAGACCAGCCGGCGGACAUCUCGAUUGGAAGCGUAAGCGAGGAGUCGGCUUCUUGUGCUCCGACGCCCUCGGCCGAGGAGUUCACCGACUGGGAGAUGCUCUCCUCGAACUCGUACACCGAAUGGAAGAUGCUGCACCAGCCGCUGGCCAGCUUUCUUUGCCUGUUGCGUUACCUCACCCACGAGCACGAGACGAACCAGGAGCAGCUGCUUGGCAGCGAGUGCUUGGCCAUUGUGGGAACGAUGCUCCAGCGCUGUCCACCCGCACUGUUUGAUGUGAAUGCCUUGAUGGCAACCCAUUUGCUUAUGGAGUCGUUGCAGGGUCACAAGUCGGAGGCGGCGGCGGGCGGUCAGCAGCUCUUGGAUGCACUGUACGCUCACAUAGUCUUCGACUUUGCCAUCUGGUCGCGGCUGCAGUUCCAAAUCACACUGGGUCACGCUCAGUACCUAAGCGCCAUGAUUAAGAACGAUCGCAAGUUCUUCCGCAAGAAGUAUGGCGUCCAGUUUGUGCUGGACGUGGUGCGACAAUACUACUCCACGCCGGACAGCAUUAGCGACGACGAUGCCAAAACCAUCAGGGCCACUCUCUUUGGCAUAAUUCGGUUCUACUUGCAAAAGGAGGUGAACAUCAAGGAAGUAAAUGCCAUGGUAGCCUUCCUCGCCUCCGUGCGGCAGGAUGUAGUGCUGGUAGAGUUCCUGGAGAUGAUGACCUUUUAUAUACGCGGCAAGAACUGCAAGGAUCAGAUGGUUCUCCUCCUGCAUGAACCACAGUCUGCCAAUCUCAUCUACAACUUCUUCGUGGAUAAGAGCUACACCAACGAGAUCCAAGAGGCUGCAAUAAGGUUCAUCAGUGGAUUGCUGGCCACCUCGCGAGUUCAUCAGAAGUAUAAGCAAGUGCUCCGAUUGUAUGACCAGGGAAGUGAGCACAGCAUGUUCCCCGGCUUCUUCUCCUUUAUCACGCCGCUGUCCCUAAGCUCCACGAUUCUAUUUCACCUGGUAGACGAAAUGCUUGGUCUGCAGCCAGACUAUGCGGGCCUAAUCUUCCUGGUUUAUCAUGUGAGCACCUGUGAUCUCCCGGUUAAGCUGGAGAUAGCCAAGCGGCUCCUGCAAACCACCUUUGUCAAGCAGCACUCAACGGUGGCGAUGGCCAAGCAAACGGGCUGGCAGGAGUCCAUUGCUCGCCUGCUCAUCCGCAAACCUAUCACUAAUUCACCGCCCGACGAGGAGAAGCGGCGCAGUUUCGGUAUCAACAUGGACAUGGUGCUGCUGGAGGACAACUCAAGCUUCCUGGCCCAAGCGGAUCUCAUAACAUUCUCGGAGCAGGAGAUCGGUUUGGCUCAGUUGCAGCAACAGCAGCAAGAGGAGCUCAGCGACAGCGGUCUGAUUCUGAAUGAGAUCCAGGCGAGUGUUUCAGAGGCGGCCACCGUUAUCGAAAGUGAAAUUAAAGAACUGGCUGAAUCCGUAUCCGGAGCUGUCGUUGAGAAUGCCAGCAGCUUGUUCUCUGUCAUCCGACAGACCACUCACGACAUCCAGGAUACCUUUGAGUCCCUCACGUUAGGCAGCUCUACAGAUACUGCCGAUGGCUCUCAGACACCUUCCAUUCAGCGAGAGGAAUCUUUGAGCUCGGAUAGUUCCACACAGUCGCCGCAUGAUCCACCAAAGAAAAGUGAUUCCCUGGAGAGCACCUCCGCCUUUGAUUUUGUGCCCGAUGGCGAUGUGGACACUGAGGAGCAGUUGGUGUAUCUAGUCUCAAAUACGCUCUUCAAUAUCUUUUGGCGAGGCAUACCCAACGAUCAUCCGCACUGCUGGCAGGAGCGUGGACAGGUCUUGGGCUGCAUCAAUCUACUGGCUUUGAAUAACGAGCUGAUUACCUCGCAUCUCUCGCUGCGCCUGCGCAUCUUGGAGAUGGCCGUACAGGCCUCGCUGUUCGACCUUUCGGAGCAUGGCAGCCAGACGUUGGUGAACCAGGAGAACGCCUCGCAUAUUCUGCGCAUGGUUUACGAACUGGUUGUGCUCGGCUCCAACGAGGACGAAUCGAAAAAGUGUUCCACCAAGCUGCUGGACGGAGUCUUGGCUCUGCUUGAUGCUUUGAUGAUCUUCCAACAGGGUUCCUCAGACGAUUGGUCUGAUAUGAUCCGAUUGUGCUUGGGCCUGUUGCUCAAGUGCUCGCAUCAUCCGAAUCCUGGCAUUGUGGCCAUGGCCACAGCCAAGCUGCAUGCCAUACUCCAGAGUCGGUCCACGGAGGAUCCCUCGGAGCUAUCUUAUCUGCUGUAUAGCUUCAAUAGGGCCCUGGAUAAUGCCAUUGAAGUUGGCAACCCAGAGGAGUACUCUUUCUUGAUGCCUGUAAUGAAGGCAUUGCUGGAGAAAUGCCGCGUUGCUUUUAAUUUGGAUUCCACGCUUCCGGAUCUGCCUUCCACCUCGUCGGGCCCUGUGUUCUUUAACGAUUUCCAAAUGUACAGCACCAGUAAAAAGUGGAGAAACUUUAUUGAGCGCAUGGUAAAGCCCCUGUAUGAUCACUAUCAGCGCGACAUUGAGCUGCAUCUGUGGGAGCCCAUCAAUCGAUUCUGGGCGGAAUGCUAUGAGGCAUGUAAGGCCGCCUCCAAGCAGCGAGCAACGCAUCAGGCAGAGAACCGGCGCCUAUUCCAGCAAAAGAUCUACAUGCCAUGGAAGGUGCGGCAGGUGGAGGAGAUGCAGCGCCUCCAGGCGGCGGCAGUGCAUCACAAGACCGUCGAUAGUCACACACGGAAGCGGUGGAAGACCGCCAAGCGUUUCUUGUACGGGCCCCGAGGUCCCUGGUAUACGGGGGAUUUGGCUGAGGAGUUCUGGAAGCUAUCUCCCCAUGAAAAUGUGGCUAGGAUGCGUCUAAAACUGGAGCCUCAAUUAUAUCCCAACAAGCACGAAAAUGCUGCUAAUCUUCGGGACAAUGCAACCAGUGCCUAUGACACGAAGGAAAUCUCCGAGUUUGAUUCCACCAUCAAGAAUGCCGUGGUACGUGAUUUCCUCGCCGACGAUGAGAGUUCCCAGCUGGAGGAGGAGCUGCGUCAGCUUAUUGACACACAGGCGCAGCAGGAUGUGGCCCUGGAGAAGCUAGUGAUGUCACAGGACUGUGAACUCAUUACGCUAAUGACCAAGGUGAAGGGUCGCAUCGAAGUCAACCAGAGCGUGUUUACCUUUGUGGAUCUGAGUCCGCCCACGGAGGAUGCCUCCAAGCAUGACUUUAGAUUCUCGACGCACAAGAUACGAGAGGUGCAUCUUCGGAAGUACAAUCUGCGUAGGAGUGCCCUAGAGAUCUUUCUGGUGGAUCAGACCAGUUACUUCCUGAACUUUACCACGAAGACCCGCAACAAAGUCUUUACCAAAAUCGUUGGUCUACCGCUGCCGAAUAUAUUGUAUGGCUCCGGAAGAUCUCCAGCUGAGCUGCUGAGAGCCUCUGGCCUCACCCAGAGAUGGAUCAAUCGGGAGAUUUCCAACUUUGAGUAUUUGAUGUACCUGAACACUAUCGCAGGACGAUCCUACAAUGAUCUGAGCCAGUAUCCCGUCUUCCCCUGGAUCCUGGCAGACUACACCAGCGAUGUGCUGGAUCUGACCGAUCCCAAGUCUUUCCGUGACCUGUCCAAGCCUAUUGGAUGUAUUAACCCCAAAAACGAGGCUGAGGUGCGUAGCAAGUACGAUUCCUUUGAGGAUCCCUCGGGUGCCAUACCCAAAUUCCACUAUGGCACUCACUACUCCAAUUCGGCCGGCGUCCUGCACUAUUUAUUGCGCGUGGAACCCUUCACCUCGCUGCACAUCGACCUACAAAGCGGACGCUUCGAUGUGGCCGAUCGACAAUUCCAUUCGAUACCCCAGACAUGGAAGCUGCUAAUGGACAAUCCCAACGAUGUUAAGGAGCUGAUCCCGGAGUUCUUUUACUUUCCGGAGUUUCUAAAGAACAUGAACAAAUUCGACUUGGGUCACUUACAAAUCACCAAAGAGAAGGUUGACGAUGUCAUACUACCCGCCUGGGCCACCACGCCCGAGGAGUUUAUAGCCAUUCAUCGGCGUGCUUUGGAAUCGGAGUAUGUCAGCCAGCAUCUGCAUCACUGGAUCGAUUUGAUCUUCGGUUAUAAGCAAAAAGGACCCAAGGCUGCAGAGGCUUUAAACGUCUUCUAUUACUGUUCGUAUGAGGGUGCUGUGGAUCUGGAUAAGAUUACCAAUCCUGUGGAACGGGAGGCUGUGGAAGGCAUGAUCAACAACUUUGGCCAGGUGCCUUCUCAACUGCUAAGGGAACCGCAUCCUCGACGCCUCACCCAGGAUGAGACCGCCUUGAAGCUGGUUCGUGCCGAGCUUAGGCGACCGGAUCUCACCCAGUUUUUGGACAAGGUGGUGCAGUAUUACUGUGAGUUGUCCACGCCCAAGGAUCCCAUCGUGUACCUCAGUCCGCCGCGCAGUCCUCCGAGAUCCUUCCUGCAGCUCAGUCCCGAUGUUCUAGUCAGUAUAUCCAAAUCCACCAUAUUGGGUUGCAAUUCGUGGCUGUCGUUCGAUAAGGAUCAGGGUUUCCUGCUGGAAAUAGAUGCCACCACGGCCAAUCUAAAGAACCGCAAGCGUGUCUUUGGACCCUUCCAUGCCUCACAGCCGCCACACUCGCAGCUCUUUGCAGUGAGCACGGAUGGCAAGCUCCUGUACGCCGGUGGCAUUUGGGAUAACUCUCUGAGGGUUUACAACCUCAACAAGGGCAAGGCGGUGGCCUCCGUGACCCGCCACUUGGACAUUAUCACGUGCAUAGCCCUCGACAAUUGCGGGUCGUAUCUGGUGACGGGUUCGCGAGAUUGCACCUGCAUUGUGUGGAGCAUUCAGGCGAAUCAGCAGGGUGGCGGUGGUGGUGGCGGUUCCACCAGCAACAUCCCUGUGCAUGCGCUUACUGGCCAGUCGCACCUACAGGCCAUCACGCAGCUGAAUACACAGAAUAGCUACUCUCCAAAGCCUCGGACCGUGCUCUAUGGCCACGACGAUGCUAUCUCAAGUGUGGCCAUCUACACGGAGCUGGAUCUGGUGGUCUCCGGUUCACUGGACGGCACUGUGAAUGUGUACACGCUGCAGGAGGGUCAAUUUGUCAGGACACUCAAGCCCAUUGGCUGCACCGAGUCCUGUGUGCAAAUAUCCUUUGUUACUGUUUCCUAUCACG